GCAAAGUUUACAGCAGAGUGAGAAAAGCAAGUUCACGUCUGGCUGACUGGAGGAAAUGCAUUCAAUUCUUACUCAACCCCCUUGUACGUAUUGUUUAAAGAAAAGAAAAAAGAAUUUUGGGAUCUUGGAUGACAGAUUUUAAAUGUAGACCACUGCGUGAGAACCGAGCCUUCACGCUGGGAAAUAUCAGCCCGCUUUUGUUUGUUAUCACACUGAAAGUUUGGCAGGUUGUGUUUUUCUGAGUUCCUUUUGGUUACAGAUCUGCUGUUGCUAAUGAAACCUCUCAGCGUGUGGGUAUUGAUCGGUCUUUUCUCAUUGUCAGGGGCUGCUUUAGACAUCACCCUCAUUUCUAACUCUGGUGCCAGCUCUACACGGAGCUUCUUCCUGUCCUGCAUCUCGGGGGAGCGGGAUGCCAGCAAGAUGGAGCUGCAGAAAAAAGACAACGAGAUCUUCAUGGUCCCCAAUCCGCCUCAGUUUCAGUUCAUUUGGAGGAAGGAUGAGGAGCUGAGAGCCACAGGCUUCAGCAAGCCACUGGACAGACAGGGCAUCUUCUAUUGCAAAGCCAUGAGGUCAGCAGAGCAGACGGAGGUGGUGCUCAUCAAUAACAACCCACAAGGUAGCUACCACCACAUGGGUCACGCUGGAGACAUCAUUAACGACACCAUAGUCCUGACGAUGGAGGGAGUGAAGGAGGAUAACACAGGGGUCUAUAGCGCCAGCUAUCUGGCUGAAAGUCCCAUCUUCAGCGUCUUUCUGAGACUGAUAGUCAGAGUGAAGGAGUGCCUGAAUGGGGGGGUCUGCCAUGAUAAAGAAGGGGACUGCAUCUGUCCACCCGGCUUCAUGGGGAGACGCUGUGAGACAGCUUGCCGGUCGGGGAUGUUUGGUCGUAACUGCCAGGAAUCAUGCCGAGAGGAGAUGGACUGCAGCGGGCUGACGUUCUGCCUCCCAGAUCCCUACGGCUGCAGCUGUGCCAGCGGCUGGAACGGUCCGCAGUGCAGCAUGGGUGAAUAUCGGACAGCAAGGAUCAGGCUGAGAAAACACAGCUCUGCCUCCGUGUAUGCAAGCAAGCAAGCAAAACCUGCUGAACGUUUCAGCUUGCAGUUCCUCCUCUGGUUUUUAUUCACCUUCGGAUUUAUCACAAUACAAGCCUGUGAUAAAGAGUUCUAUGGGCCCGGCUGUCAGCUGAAUUGCGAAUGCAGAAAUGGAGGGACCUGCAACCCAUUCAGUGGCUGCCAGUGUCCCACAGGGUGGCGUGGGCUGCACUGUGAACAAUCAGAUGGUGUCCCCCAGAUCUUGGACAAUCCCAAUAACCUGGAGUGGAACUUGAACUCCUGCCCCAGGAUCACCUGCUCUGCGUCAGGGAACCCGCUGCCAGGGCACGGCAGCAUUGAGCUGAGAAAGCUUGAUGGUACUGUCCUGAAGGCCACCAGCACCACCAUGGAGUCCAACAAGAGCACUGCACUGUUCGAGAUCAAGAGGCUGUCAAAGGAGCAUGGGGGGCUGUGGGAGUGCCGCGUCUCCACCAACGGGGGGCAGGAUUCACACAAGUUCAACCUGACCGUGAAGACGCCGCCGUCCCCCAACACUCCUCCCAAACUGCUGGAGAGGAAGAGCAAGCAGCUGGUGGUCCUGCCCGCAGAGACCUUCCAGGGAGACGGGCCCAUCAUCUCCACUAAGCUCCUCUACAAACCCAAGGACAGCGGGGCCCCCUGGUCCUCCAUCAUAGAACCCACAGUUCAGCCGAUCAUCGAGUUCACCGCAGUGGAAAGCAGGAACACCCUAUCAGUGAGCUGGGGUAUCCCUGUGGCCCAUGGCAAUGGCAACGGCUUCGUGGUGCGUCUCUUCAGCUCCUCCAACGCCCUGCUGAAGGAGGUGGAGGUCCCCUCCCUGCUCAUCCGCACUGCCAAGAUCCCAGACCUGGAGUUCAAGCGGGACUACCGAGUGGAGGUGAUGAUGAUCAACUGCGGGAGCCGGGGUCCGCCAUCCGAGCCGUACCCCGUGCGCAUCACCAGCCAGGGCCCCACGUCCCCCCGCAACGUCCAGGCCACCCCUCAGUCCAUCAGCGUGGUGCGGCUGACAUGGCAGCCCCCCGAAGACCCCAACGGGAGCAUCGUGAAAUACAUCAUCGAGUACAAGCAGGUCAGCACGGGCAGCCUGCACCAGUGGGUCGACACCGACGACGGCAACAAGAACAGCAAGGACGUGAUGGCCCUCAAUGGCAGCACCCACUACCAGUUCCGGGUCCAAGCCAACUCCAAGGUGCCGGGGGAGUGGAGCGCCCCUGUCACUGCCUGGACGAUGGGGGAUGGACCCCCAAGUUUCACCCCGACCACACAGGAGGUGCCAGGGCUGUCCGGGGGCAAUGACCAGCAGCUGAUCCUGGCCAUCGUGGGCUCAGUGUCAGCCACCUGCCUAACCAUCGUGCUGGCCCUGCUCACGCUCUUCUGCAUCCGCAGGAACCUCUGCCACCAGCGCCGCACCUUCACCUACCAGUCUGGAUCCGGUGAGGAGACCAUCCUGCAGUUCAACUCAGGGACUCUGACCCUGACCCGUCGCCCCAAGCCGCAGUCUGAGCCCCUGACCUACCCCAUCCUGGAGUGGGACGACAUCAAGUUCGAGGACGUGAUCGGAGAGGGCAACUUUGGACAGGUCAUCAAGGCCAUGAUCAAGAAGGACGGCAACAAGAUCAGAGCCGCCGUCAAGAUGUUAAAAGAGUUUGCCUCGGAGAAUGACCACAGGGAUUUUGCUGGAGAGCUGGAGGUCCUGUGUAAACUGGGGCAGCACCCGAACAUCAUCAACCUGAUCAAAGCCUGCGAGAACCGGGGUUACCUGUACAUUGCCAUCGAGUUUGCCCCCUUCGGAAACCUGCUGGACUUCCUGUGGAAGAGCCGCGUGCUGGAGACUGACCCGACGUUCGCCAAGGAGCACGGCACGGCCUCCAAGCUCACCUCCCAGCAGCUGCUGCAGUUCGCAGCUGACGUGGCCACUGGAAUGCAGUACCUCAGCGAGAAACAGUUCAUUCACAGAGAUCUGGCUGCAAGAAACGUGUUAGUCGGGGAAAAUCUGACAGCUAAAAUAGCAGACUUUGGACUUUCCAGGGGAGAAGAAGUGUAUGUCAAAAAGACAAUGGGAAGACUGCCAGUACGAUGGAUGGCAAUUGAGUCUCUAAACUACAGCAUCUAUACGACAAAGAGUGAUGUGUGGUCUUUCGGAGUGCUGCUGUGGGAGAUUGUAACCCUAGGUGGCACUCCCUACUGCGGGAUGACCUGCGCUGAGCUCUAUGAGAAAUUACCACAGAGCUACAGGAUGGAGAAGCCAAGGAACUGUGAUGAUGAGGUAUACGAGCUGAUGAGGCAGUGCUGGAGAGACCGCCCCUACGAGAGGCCCACCUUCGCGCAGAUCUCAGUGCAGCUGAACAGAAUGCUGGAGGCUAGAAAGGCCUACGUGAACAUGGCUCUGUUUGAGAACUUCACCAAUGCUGGAAUUGAUGCCACUGCGGAGGAGGCCUGAGCUGGGUCCCACUGGACUCCUCCAGGCAAUCCCACACUUUCCCAUUUAAACCAGGAGCUGACCACUGCCACGCUGCUGGACUCCUCCAGACAAUCCCACACUUUCCCAUUUAAACUAGGAGCUGACCACUGCCACGCUGCUGGACUCCUCCAGACAAUCUCACACUUUCCCAUUUAAACUAGGAGCUGACCACUGCCACGCUGCUGGACUCCUCCAGACAAUCUCACACUUUCCCAUUUAAACCAGGAGCUGACCACUGCCACGCUGCUGGACUCCUCCAGGCAAUCCCACACUUUCCCAUUUAAACCAGGAGCUGACCACUGCCACGCUGCUGGACUCCUCCAGACAAUCUCACACUUUCCCAUUUAAACCAGGAGCUGACCACUGCCACGCUGCUGGACUCCUCCAGGCAAUCCCACACUUUCCCAUUUAAACCAGGAGCUGACCACUGCCACGCUGCUGGACUCCUCCAGACAAUCUCACACUUUCCCAUUUAAGCCAGGAGCUGACCACUGCCACGCUGCUGGACUCCUCCAGGCAAUCCCACACUUUCCCAUUUAAACCAGGAGCUGACCACUGCCACGCUGCUGGACUCCUCCAGGCAAUCCCACACUUUCCCAUUUAAACCAGGAGCUGACCACUGCCACGCUGCUGGACUCCUCCAGGCAAUCCCACACUUUCCCAUUUAAACCAGGAGCUGACCACUGCCACCCUGCUGGAUCCUCAAGCGGUGAUAAGAAUCUUUAAGAACAACAGCAAAAAAACAAAAAACAAAAAAAAACUGAACUUCGUGACGUGUUGAAAAGACUGUUCGAGGCGGUGGUGAAGAAGAAAAUGGAGUUCCUUUAUCUGCUAGUGGUGCAGCGAGCCAUUCUUUAUUGGUGGUUCCUGUCAUGAGAUAGACGAGUGUAUCGUGAUACAUGACUAAAAGCAAUAAGAUACUUGUAAUCCACCAAAGGGUAUCGGACUGAUGAAGCAAGUGAUUUAUAGCUAUUGUAAGAAUACAUGUCCAUCAUAUCCCAUCAUUACUGACCAUUUGAUUACAUAGAAAAUAGCCCAACAGGAACUUGGCAAUAUAUAUCACACCAGGACUGUACUGUUACACCCCUAGCUGCAGCUUUCGUAAACUAGAAGAACUUACAAACUAGGAGAACUAUUGCAGAAUAAAGUGACAGUGCUAUGCGAGACAGGCCUGAUACAAAACAUGCAGGCAGACUGAGAAAGGAAUAAGACACCACAAGAGAGGUCCGUAUUCUCUUCUGCAUGGGGCUGGACCUGCUCUGGAUUGGAGCCUGUGAGUGUGUGUGUGUGUGCAGGUUAACUGGGCUGGUCCAGUCUUUCUUCCCGUGGUUAGAGAUGACAGCCAGUGCAACUGGAGUGAAUGAUGUUGAGGCACUUAAUGACCUGCUUGUAUACUGUAGGACACCGAGUUGCAGUGCUCUCGUGUCACAGUAACAGCCAGAACUCUUGUACUGUAACUGUAGCAUCUGUGUAUCCAAGAUACAAUUCACUUAAUGUUAAACUUCACAUAAAAGAGAUGUAUGCUUAAGGUGUGUUUUAUCAUUUAAACCAAAGACUUGCAAGUAAAUCAAGCCUGUGAUGACAGGACGAAUCACAUUUAAAUAUAUUAUUUGGGUUAUUAACUGGCACAGCCUUACUUUAAUGUACCACAAUGUGUCUUAAUAAACCUGCAGUGCGUGGCCCAGUUGUGACAUGUAUAUACGCUGAAUAAACAGAAAUGCAUCCAGACUGUAAAAGGUUAAAUGGAAGAACUCGCUGUGGAUGUUUUCUCAUAACACCCCCCCCCCGGGUUGCUCAAGUGUCAAGAGCGUAAGAACACAUUUCACACUUUAAGAAGCCUGCGGUGAACACUUUUCCCCUGCUGCUCUUCACUGAUCUGCCACAGUGUUUCCUCAAGCCUUGGCAGCAGCAGAAGCAGGCUUGGGGGUGCUCGCUGAAGCAAAUCCAGAUGGAGAAGUGCAGCAAGGUUCAGGCCACAGCGUCUCCCCUAACUCUCAGGACAGACUCAGGGUCCUACAGCUUCACAGCCUCUCCCCUAACUCUCAGGACAGACUCAGGGUCCUACAGCGUCACAUUCUCUCCCCUAACUCUCAGGACAGACUCAGGGUCCUACAGCUUCACAUCCUCUCCCCUAACUCUCAGGGCAGGCUCAGGGUCCUACAGCUUCACAGCCUCUCCCCUAACUCUCAGGGUCCUACAGCUUCACAGCAUCUCCCCUAACUCUCAGGGUCCUACAGCUUCACAGCUUCUCCCCUAACUCUCGGGACAGACUCAGGGUCCUACAGCUUCACAGCCUCUCCCCUAACUCUCAGGACAGACUCAGGGUCCUACAGCUUCACAGCCUCUCCCCUAACUCUCAGGGCAGGCUCAGGUCCUACAGCUUCACAGCUUCUCCCCUAACUCUCAGGACAGACUCAGGGUCCUACAGCUUCACAGCCUCUCCCCUAACUCUCAGGGCAGGCUCAGGGUCCUACAGCUUCACGGCCUCUCCCCUAACUCUCAGGGUCCUACAGCUUCACAGCAUCUCCCCUAACUCUCAGGGUCCUACAGCUUCACAGCUUCUCCCCUAACUCUCGGGACAGACUCAGGGUCCUACAGCUUCACAGCCUCUCCCCUA
This is a messenger RNA of Polyodon spathula (Mississippi paddlefish), 6148 nucleotides long. Its product is annotated as tyrosine-protein kinase receptor Tie-1-like. Gene Ontology annotation, molecular function: transmembrane receptor protein tyrosine kinase activity; ATP binding; protein binding. Gene Ontology annotation, biological process: multicellular organism development; protein phosphorylation; cell surface receptor protein tyrosine kinase signaling pathway. Gene Ontology annotation, cellular component: signaling receptor complex. The record is from RefSeq and is a predicted model, not a curated record. NCBI's taxonomy places the organism in Eukaryota, Metazoa, Chordata, Actinopteri, Acipenseriformes, Polyodontidae.